Molecule: messenger RNA, 2543 nt
Organism: Oncorhynchus nerka (sockeye salmon)
Lineage: Eukaryota; Metazoa; Chordata; Actinopteri; Salmoniformes; Salmonidae
Product: SH2 domain-containing protein 5-like
Exons: 11
Coding region: 644-1870 (408 amino acids)
Cellular component (GO): postsynaptic density
Source: RefSeq, a predicted model, not a curated record
CUCAUAGAACAGACUAACAGGUUUGGGAGUAACGGAUUACAUAUAAGAGAUUACAACAUUUACAUUUAAGUCAUUUAGCAGACGCUCUUAUCCAGAGCGACUUACAAAUUGGUGCUUUCACCUUAAAAACGAUCCUUGUAAUAUAUUACCAGCAAAAAUAUUUUAACUAGAUACUUUUGAAAAACUAGAUGAUUACUUCAAGGAUUACUUUUAAAUUCAGAAAGGAUGUUUGCAAAAACAAUCUUUGUGACACUUCUCUGUUUUGUAAAUUACACUCAAAUUAGCAUGGAAAAAAAGGCACACAUUUAAAUUAGUUCCACCUGAGCGAGUCUGACCACUAUGAUGACACACGAAAUGUGUUUGAUCGAUCGCGGGAAAAGCGCAGGAAUAGGCUUUUGUAGGCUACAGUCCAAGGUAUGUCUUCCAAUGGUGCGACUGAUGUCAGCAUCCAAAGAUUAUCCAAUUUGAAUCAACGCUUGGAGCCUACCAAAACAGAGGCGGCGAAACGAUUUUGUUCUUGUUUCAUCGGUGGAUUUGCCCUUUAAACUGCUAUCAAGAUAUCAAAGUGUCACCAACAAAAAGAACUCAGGGGAACUCGUCCAGAAACAGCAGCAUAAAGAAGUAGGCUAACUCAGGAGUGAGAAUGAUGGGUGAGACACCGGUCAGGGAGGAUGGCACAGUUACAAGGUCAGCUGAGUAUGUUGGGUCUUUUCAUGUGGACGACUGCUGUUUGGACGAUCAGAUGCAGCAGUUGCACACACAGCUAAAGUCUCUCAAAACAUGCAAGAAAAGGAGGCCUGUGUCCCUUAAAUUUUCCAUCAAAGGGGUGAAGAUGUAUGAUGAAGAUGAGACGACCCUCCUCAUGGCCCAUGCUCUACGAAGGGUCUCCCUUUCCACUGCCCACCCCUCGGACGCCCAGUUCGCCUUUGUUUCCCACAACCCCGGCAGCCCUGAUGCCCAGCUAUACUGCCACCUUUUCAAGGCUAGGCAUGCCAGAGCAGCCCAGUUCCUGAACCUGUUGCUGUGCCGCUGUUUCCAGCUGUCCUACCUGGCAAAGCACCCAGAGGAGGCGCAGGAUGAGUCUGUCGGCCCACUGCCCAGCCGUGCCCCCUCCCUCCUCAACCAGGGCUUCCCUCUCUGUGUCAGUGCCCUUGUGUCAUUCCGAAGGGCCCCCACUCAGGGCUUACUACCAGGGGAAAAGGUCUUCCCAUUGAAGAACAAUGGAACAACAACUGAGGAACAACCGAGCAGCCAAGAGGAGGUCUUCAACUCCUCUCCUUCCCUGGUGCGCAAGAGAGCCAUCCGCAACAAAGUACUGCGCUCAGGAGCCUAUCGCUCCUUCACUUACAGCCCUCACAAACAACGUCACCUCCAGGAUCAGCUAAACUCUCCAGAAGGGAAGGGGCAGGACAAAAUGCCAGUGAGGAGAGCCCGGGCCCCGAGCCUUGCUGAAACAGAAGAAGCUCUGGCUCAAGCAGUGUGGUGUUGGGCUGGCAUUGCCACUGACAGCAGCUCCUCCCUGCUUGCAGAGGAUGUCCUGGGGUCGUACCUGCUGUGCCCCCAUCCUAAGAGAACUGGCUGUGGCUCUCUCAUAAUUCGUUUCUCUUCUGGACUUGUCACCCACCUAAUAGACAACACCUCCAACGGGAAAUACCUGCUUGAGAACUGCCACAUAGAAUUUAGCACCAUUGCUGCCUUGAUAGAGCACUGCACCGAUAUCAAGGGGGAGCUGGACUGUCCGCUGAGUUGUGCCCGUGUGAACCACUGCUAUGAGUGGGAGGAGAACGUUGCUAAGGCACUGCCUUUAGCCUUACACCAAGGCCUCAAAAGAAAGAAUGCAAAAUAUACCCAGAGGAAACAAUGGGUUUAAAAGUCAUUUCUGAUCAUUGGAUUGAUCAAUGUAUCUCAUUUUCUUAAAGACACUGACCAUAUGUUACACUGACACCUUAAAUAUAAUAUUAUAUUAUUAUAAUUAACUUGUAUGCUUCACUUUUGUUAUUGUUUUCAGAUUUCUGAUAGAAACACAACUCUAACUAUCAAAUUGACUUCCAGCAGGUGAAUUGUGAUGAGUAGAGUAACAUUUUGACACUUAGCCUCUGGGAUGUAGGGUUGUUUUAAUGUCAAAAAGCUAUGUGUGUUUGAGUAUAUUCUUCUAUGUUUUAGCUGCACCUACUUUACUUCACCUACGUUUGAAUUAUAUUAUUUUAAUUACAUUAUUUUAAAACGUAGGAAUAUUAUUUGUGUGUUUGUAUAGACUAUAUAGGGAUUAAGAUUUUUAAUAGAUUAAGCAGACUAAGGUUUUUUUUGUACAUUAACUCUCUCAUGUUAAGCUGUCUUUUUGAAUGUGUUUUUCACUGCCGUCUUUUAAAGUGUUCUGUGAGAACUAGCAGUAUUUCUUCAUUUUGAUUACAGAUAAAUGUACUUGCUGAAUGAAAGUGUAUUGUUGUGUUUUAUAUUUUUAAGCAUAAUGCAUUGCCAUAUUGUAUACUGUAUACCAGGUAUUCCAAAACUGGGGUACGCCAAAUAAAAAUGUGAUUCACAUA